UUUUUUUUAGUAUGUACUACUUUGAGCUUGUCCUUUUUCAAAUUUAUUUUGCAGUAUUGCAGUUGGUUUAUAGUUGUAAAUAAUAUAUAGAUUAUAUUAUUUGUUAUAUUGUAUAAAUCUAUAUAAAAUAAUAUUUUUCUUUCUUAUUUGUAUAGUAAUAACAGAAGUCGAUAUCUUUUCAAAAUUAACUUGUGAAGGUACAAAAACGGAUAUAGAUUGUGGGGUUGGAUAUGUUAUUUCUAUUCAAAAAGCCUCAUUUGGAAGGAAUAUAAUGGUUAAUAAAAACAAGUGUCAUCCACAAAAUAAAGAAUAUAUAGAAAUGAGUUGUAUGAAAGACGCAACUAACGCUAUGAGAAAUCUAUGUGAUAGAAGACAAAGUUGCGAUGAAUUAAUAAAUAGGAGAUUGUUUAAUCGAUCUAAAUGGCUAACUAAUCAUCGUUGUCCCGAAGAUCAUUAUUUAAAUCCCUUUAAAGAUGUUCAAGAGUCACUUGCUUGUGAGAAUAAUCAUCUAAUGAUUUACUGCCCUGACUAUCAUUAUCUUAAUCUCGUCUCGGUUGUAUUCGGAAGAGUUGAAAUUGAUAAAUGUAUGACAAAGAGUGAUACGCCGAUAUCAAGUCAAGAAUUUAGCCCUUGUGGCUCCGAUACAAAGAAAAUUUGGGAAAUUGUAGGUAAAAAAUGCCAAGGAGAGGAAUGGUGUAGGAUAAAAGCUAGUAGAGAUACUUUGAACUCUUGGACAAUUAGAGCUCAUGGUGGAACAGCCACUGCUUGUUAUAAUAAUGCAAAACAAAUAAAAUGCAAUAGAAGAGAGAUGUCAAUUACUGUAAUUAAUUCGUAUUUCGCUAGAUUCACUGAAAGUGACCCUUUUUGCGAACCAAAAGGCAUUAAAAACUUUUAUAAACCAUGCCAAGCUAAUUCGAACUUUACACUGAUGAAGAUAAAUGAACUUUGCAGCAUGAAAUCAACUUGUGGUCUGGAAAAUUUCGGUGAAUUCGAUAAGGGAUUUCCCGAGUUCAGUAUGCAUAAAUUCCGCAAAUGUACGAUAAGAGAUAAACCUUUCUUAACGGUCGAUUACCUUUGUAGUUAUGUUUUCAUGUUAAAUAUAUGUUUUAACAAAGUAAGGAAAGUUAAAUGUCCCAAAGAUCAAGUAAUUCGAUUAAAUUUCGCUACAUUUGGCCGACAUCGCCUAAAGACGUGUAAUCCUUAUGAAAAUCUUGCGCAAGAUCUGCAAGAUUAUGAAGAUUUAUCCAUUUUUGAGCGUCACUGCGAAACGAAUACAACGGAAAUAAGUCAAAUUGUUAGCGAACAAUGCGAAGGAAAGAAUUCUUGCGUCCUUAAAGCAUCUUUAAACGAAUAUAGUAGAAACAAUAUAUUAGGACGGGAUCAUAAAAAGUGUACAUCUGCUAUACGCCCCUAUCUCUUCGUUAAAUAUACUUGCGAAAGUUUUUAG
Messenger RNA from Dimorphilus gyrociliatus, 1447 nucleotides. The record is from the annotation of a GenBank genome assembly. NCBI's taxonomy places the organism in Eukaryota, Metazoa, Annelida, Polychaeta, Dinophilidae.